Bubalus bubalis (water buffalo) is the source of this 1263-nucleotide messenger RNA. RefSeq names its product paired immunoglobin like type 2 receptor beta. The coding region runs from base 169 to 1068 and encodes 299 amino acids. The record is from RefSeq and is a predicted model, not a curated record. The transcript is spliced from 7 exons. NCBI's taxonomy places the organism in Eukaryota, Metazoa, Chordata, Mammalia, Artiodactyla, Bovidae. Gene Ontology annotation, molecular function: MHC class I protein binding.
GCCCUUCACUGUCGGGGUGGGCGGGUUUGGGGAAGGCCCCCACCCUCCUCCGUCCUCUGAAGGAGCCUGGUCCUCACUCCUGGUGCUGAGACUCCCCCAGGAGCCCCCCAAGGCCUCCUGUCUGGCCUUGGCUCUGCCUGUCUUUUCACCUGGGAGGAGGGCAAGGCCAUGGGGUUGCCCCUGCUGCUGCCCCUGCUGCUGCUGCCGGCGUCUCUGCAGGCUGGUCACUGGGCACAAAGAAAUCCACAGCCUUACUUUGAUAUGAAGCAACCAAGGGAUCUCUCAGCCCCUGAGGGUGGCUCUAUCCUCAUCCCCUUCUUCUUCUCUUACUCCUGGGAAUUAGCCAAGGAUCCCAACAUGAGAAUAUUCUGGAGAUGGAAACACUUCCAUGGGGAGUUCAUCUUCAACACGACCCCUCUGUUCACCCAUAAGAAUUUCAAGAACCGGCUCUUCCUGAACUGGGCAGAACCUGAGAAGAACGGCUCCCUCCGGAUCUCAAACCUGCGGAGGGAGGACGAGUCUGUGUACUUCUGCCGGGUGCAGUUGGACACACUGAGAGAUGGCAGGCAGCACCUGCAGUCCAUCGAGGGGACCAAACUCACCAUCACCCACAGCAGCAAGACAACCACCUGGGGUCCUACCACCACCACCACCACAGCUGGCCUCGGGGGCUCAGAGGGCAAAAAGAGUUCCAAGCUGUGGUCCCUGACCAUGGAAGCUAUAGUCGGGUUGGCACUGGCCAGCAUUCUGUUGCUCAAGAUCCCAAUCAUGGGACUGACUGUGUACCUCGGGUGGAAGAGAAGCAAAGGUGUGCAGACUGAAGCCAGGACCCCAGCCAGAGAGUCCUUCAAACACACGGAAGAGAAUUAUGAGAACACCGGGAAUAAAGGUGCCCUCAGCAUCCUCCUCUCUCCCCUGCCUCACCCACCCUCCCCUGAGACCCUGGAUGAUGCUGGAGUCCUCCAUGCCUCCCUCACCCUCUCCAGCUUGACCUCACCAACUCAGGAGCGCCUCCCCUCCCCCCUCCCCACUGGGAACCACAGGAAGAGACCCUAUACUCUGUCUUAAAGACCUAAGGAGUAGGGCUGAGUGAGGACCUCCUUCAAGUCAGCUGCGCACAGGGAUCUCAGUUCCUUAUAACCACCCUGGCCAGACACAGACAGCUCAGAGGCCUGCAGGUGCUGAAAGUCACCAAGGACCUGAGAGUCACACAGCCCCCUGCUCCAAUUUCCUCUUCAACUUUCCAGCCUUUCACCACAAAAA